UGGAAUACAAUAUGGCUGCCAAAACAAAUCAUUUGUAGAGUAAAAACAUACUCCGUGAUUUAUCUUGGUUACACUCGCAUCAUUUAAUACAAUUAUAUUGCCAAGUUGGUGACGUACACAACAGGACAAAUGCCUUCUAAAAUGAGCGCUGUGGAUUUGAAGAAUCAAGGCAACAAAUUGUUUUCUGCUCGGAAAUACGACGACGCGAUCUCCUGUUACACGAAAGCUAUCAAUAAAAACCCAGGCACUGCAACAUUCUUCACCAACCGUGCUUUGUGCUACCUUAAACUGAGACAAUGGGAGCUUGCUGUACAGGAUUGCCAGCGUGCUCUUGACCUUGAUAGGUCUUUGGUUAAGGGCCAUUUUUUCAUGGGUCAAGCAUAUGUUGAACUAGGGCAAUACGAUGAAGCUAUUGCAAGUUUGAAGAGAGCCUAUGAUUUAGCCAAGGAGCAAAAGUUGAACUUUGGAGAUGACAUCACAGGUGCUCUGCGUCAUGCUAAGAAGAGACGCUGGAAUAUGAUAGAGGAACGACGCAUACAGCAGGAGAUAGAUCUGCAGACUUAUGUGAAUAAACUGAUCCUUGAGGACAGAGACAGGAAGAAGUCCGCCCUGAAGGAGAUGUCCGAGCACCAGGACUGUAACGAGGAGCUCGACGGAAUUGAUGAGUUUCAUGAAAACAAACUAAGAUCUGUGAAUAAUUUGUUUGGUCAGUUGGAUGACAGGAGGAAGAAGCGGGAUGUGCCUGACUUUCUGUGUGGGAAGAUUAGUUUUGAGAUUAUGCGAGAACCUGUCACUACCCCAAGUGGUAUCACCUACGACAAGAAGGAUAUCAUCGAACACUUGCAGAGGGUGGGUCACUUUGACCCAGUAACACGGACAGACCUGACCCAAGAACAGCUGAUUCCCAACUUGGCCAUGAAGGAAGUGAUCGACACAUUCUUGGAGGAGAAUCCAUGGGCAGAGGAAUACUAGACUUUGUGUGUGCAUGUGCGUGUGCGUUGGGCGCGAGCGCAUGUGUGUGCACGAGUGUGUGCGCAUGUGUGUGUUUGCUGCAGACAGAUAUGUUCAGCUGUGAUAUCAGGGUAUGCGCUGGAUUGAGAACUGUUGUUAUUGUUACGAACUCUGUUUGUAAACUGUCACUUUGUCUCUUAGCAUGCUCAGCAAAUAUGGUCACUACAUUUUAAAGUCACAUUUACUGCUCAAAAGCCUCAUGCUUAACACACUUGAUAGAUGAGUGAAAUGUAAACUGUCCCGGAGUUUAAUCAGUUUGAGGUUAUGAUAAUUGUUGUGAUGGAUAGUACAUCAUGAGGCCUUACCUGUAAGGUAAUAUGUAAAGAUAUGGUUUUUGUGAUAGAUAAGCUGUUUAACAACCCUAUCACUGAAACAAGUACAUCUAAAGCUGUGGUAACUAUCUCUAUGCUGCUCCCUACAAACGAUUUUGAUCCAUAGCGACAAGUCAAUAUCAAGACUGUUUAUAGGGAGCAGUACCUAUAUGGUUCCAACAGCUUCAUUUAAAGUCAAGAUAACUGUGUUGAAAUGAUGAUUACGGCCAUCUACAACGUCAGGUGUAUGAUAUGUCUUAACUGAACAUUGUCUAUUAUCUACAAUGUGCAUAAGAUUUACAAGUUAAAGGAUUUUACUGGAAUGUUAUUAAUCAUGUUUUAUGUGUUAUAAUGUGUGUGUAUGAAUGCAUGCACACAUGGAAAUGCGGAGUGUGCAUGUUCUGAAUAUAUUCUAAUUGUCUCCAAGGUAUUGUUGAGUAAUAUGUAAAUUAUCAGCAGAAUUUGUGAAAAUAUGACAUGAUACUAUUCCAUGUGUGAGACUGGUGUGAGUGAUUAUUGCUUACCUCCACAUCACUAAUCUUGCAGCAAUGUGCAGUGAGCCUAUUCCUUGUACGUGUAUAUUACUUUAGAGAAGUUGAAAAACACCCAAUUUUUUCAUAUGACAAAACCGGGUGUUCUUUACCUCCUUUUUUAGUAGUAUAUAUUAUAUGUAUGAUGAUGGUGGUGUUAUCAAGUAUUAGGGAUGUAUCGAUACACCUUAUGAUGCAACAGGGAAGUGCUACAUCCCUGUCCACAUAUACUGUGCUUUCCGUUGCAGUGUUAUACUAAUAAAACAAGUUAAGGACCAUCCAAUUCUUUCAUAUUACUUCAGUUCAUCUGUCAUGCCAUGACAGAUUAGCUGUAAUUAUAUGAGAGGAACGAGCGGGCCUCUACUUGUUUUUGGUAUUAUUUUUUGUUUUAUACAUUUUAUUUCACCUUUUCCCUGUUACAUGAGGAGGAUGGCCAUCCAGGGCAAUGGUCACCCUCACAUUCUGAAGACAAUGUAUGUAUACAUUUGGGAAAAAUUAAAUACAAGUAUUGGAAAUGGUGCCAAGGUGAUUUUUAAGAAAUAUAACAAAACAUACACACAGUCAAGCAUUCAAAAUAUUAUUCAAACACUGAUCCUGGCAAGAAACAAAUAUGAGAAAGAGAUACGUACAUAUGUUAUUGCUGUUCUGCUUCUUCAAACAAUAUGUGAUAAGAUCCAUGAUUUAUAAAAUGUUGCUACAUUACCAUUUGUAAAGGCUAUAUUCUUCUCAAUUUUGAAUCUCAGACAAACAUCUUUUUGAAGUUUUGGGUAUUAUAUUACCUGCAUCAUUGUGAUGCUGACAGUAGCCAAUGGGAAACAUCCACGAGCCAUUUGCUGCAAUGUGUGGCAUGCUAUGAAUAUAUUCACCACUCAUUAACCCAUCCUUUACAGCAGCACAGCCAUGAUUAAACUGUCUCCAGUACUCCUGUAACAGCUGUGUAGAGUCUUCCCACAACAGCACAUAUAGCACAUUGUAUUAGAUACUUAGUCACAGAGUAAAUGAGUAUGAUUUAGAUAAUAUUCUAAGUGGUAAGUAGCAACACAUUGAAUUUAGAAAAAUGUCAUUUUUUCAGGUGUGUAUAUAUUAAUAUGUGACUUUCACAAUAUUGGAUUGCUCACACUUAGGUUACUUGCAAUUUCAUCCUGCAAGAUAAUGCAGCUUGUAGAUAUGUGGAACGGUACAAUUGUUGUAUAAAACUGGUGACAGCGCUUGUAUAUUUCCUGGAGAAUAGUAUUUGUUUGUUCAUAUGGUUUGAGAAAUAUGUGUGAUUCUUGCCCUAAUCAUAGCAGUGUAAAUACCAUAGGAUAACAGCUGAUGAUGCAACAAUUAUCGGCCUCAGUGUGUGUGGUGAAAUCCCACUUUGUGUGCUAUCUCAUCCAAAUCAGAUUUUAGUGCUCGCUACCAAGCACUAAGAUCUGAUUUAAAUGAGAUUGGUUUCUGGGUGAUGAGCUUUUAUUGUGAUGGGUGUAACAGUCCCGAUACAUUGACUGAUAUAGCUGUAGCAUACUGGUCAUAUGAAUGGUUGAGAAAAUGUUCGACAUAUGUUCUUAAAAUAUAUAAAGUGCUCAAGAACUAACACGUAACAUCGUGUAAACCUCUAAGAUUGUAUUUCGAUCCGAGAAGCAUCAUGAUACAUAGUUAUAGUGCAGUCUUGCUAGUCUCAUCCAUACAGUGUAGGGAGGAACUUGAGGGGAUUCUGGGCCAGGUCACUUGCCACAUGGAGACUGGGUUGGCAUAAUGUGUGACCUGGUUGGAAGCUUGUCAUGUUGUCAUGGAUCGUGGCUUAUGUCAAACACUGGCUGCUUAUGUCAACCUAGGCUGAGUUAAUGAUAUAGCCAGACAAUUGGUGACUGUGGCGUGAACAUACUCACAGGAUAGCUGCGUUAGUGAUGCUGGAAUAGUGAAGGGACGAAGUACACAUGGGGCACCUGCUGUUGGUGGUCAUGUUAAACUGUAUUGGACUUCACAGCACAGUCAUGCAUCUAGUGUGAUCAGCCUUUGAAAUUCACGCUACUCUCCUAGCCUGAGACUACUAAAUUGGACAGGUAAAAUGCCAAUGAAUACUCAUUGACUGGUUCCAUAUGAGGGCUAUACUCUGAACCAGUUUUCAAAGCUUCAAUGUACAUACACAAGUUUGUUUAUCACACUAGCCAAGUUAAUAUUUUGGUAAAAAUAAAUAAUUAUACCAAAAACUAUGAACAAUGUCUUGAAAGGAAGAAAGUGUGCUGCCAAAGGUCAAAAUUACAUUAUUGUUCAAAGUGGAAUUUAUACUUUCUAAUGCUAAUAUUAUUUAUCCUUAUGUUUAACCUCUGAUUUGAAGAAAAGGGUGCUCAAGAAAGACUUCUAUACAACUCAGAAGAAGUUAAACAACUCCAUUAACUUCUUUUGAGUUUUAUGCUUUCUUUAUCUAGCCAAACUGUCAUGUUGUUAGGAGGAUCCAUAUGUUAUGAUUGCAUGCAGAGGCAGGUAUGGUUUCAUACAGAUAUAUUUAUUAUGGUUGUAUUUAUAUAAGAGUAUUUGAAUCUACCUAUUGUCUGUUGAUUAUUAACAUUUGCUUUAUUUCUUCACUUACUCACCAUGUCCAUGUUUGUUUUAAGGAAGUAAAAGGUAUGAGUGAUUUGAU
Messenger RNA from Haliotis rufescens (red abalone), 4475 nucleotides. RefSeq names its product E3 ubiquitin-protein ligase CHIP-like. NCBI's taxonomy places the organism in Eukaryota, Metazoa, Mollusca, Gastropoda, Lepetellida, Haliotidae. Bases 130 to 972 code for a protein of 280 amino acids. The transcript has 7 exons. Gene Ontology annotation, biological process: positive regulation of proteolysis; protein quality control for misfolded or incompletely synthesized proteins; cellular response to misfolded protein. Gene Ontology annotation, cellular component: cytoplasm; Z disc. The record is from RefSeq and is a predicted model, not a curated record. Gene Ontology annotation, molecular function: ubiquitin protein ligase activity; protein-folding chaperone binding.